This is a messenger RNA of Aspergillus bombycis, 1353 nucleotides long. RefSeq names its product TPR domain protein. The transcript has a single exon. Gene Ontology annotation, cellular component: i-AAA complex. Gene Ontology annotation, biological process: protein quality control for misfolded or incompletely synthesized proteins. The coding region runs from base 1 to 1353 and encodes 450 amino acids. The record is from RefSeq and is a predicted model, not a curated record. Gene Ontology annotation, molecular function: misfolded protein binding. Lineage: Eukaryota; Fungi; Ascomycota; Eurotiomycetes; Eurotiales; Aspergillaceae.
AUGUUCCCAGCAACAACCCGCCGUCUCCCCAGAACCCUCACGUCAACGCUGACCCGCCGCCUCUCAACGCUCCCUAAAACCCCCCGUCCCAGUCUCAAAAGCCACCUCCAACCCUUCCAGCCUUCACAAAAAAGAUCCCUCUCCACUCUCCAAAAAUGGACCCUCGGCCUCAAACAAGCAAGACGUGACAUCUGGCGCAAGAACCCCAUCCUGCUCCCGCUCGCGCUUUUCUCCGCCGCAGCCGCCACCGCCAUAUUCACCUACAUCGCCUACGUCGAGUAUACGCGCGUGGGCCCGCAGUACCACAAGUUCCCGCCGCCGGUGGCGGAGGCGCUCCGCUCGGCGGUGUACUACACGGAGGUGGAUCUGAGCCCGCCGAAGGCGCUGCAGGCGUACAAGGAGGCACUGCGGAUUGGGAUUGAGAUGGGGAUGCAUCCGUAUUCGGACGAGGUGGUUGGGAUUAAGAUCCAGGUUGCGAUGAUGCUUGAGCGGGCGGGGUUGGCGAAGGCAUCGGUGGAGGUGUUGGAGCGCACAAAGGGGGAGAUUAUGGGGUUUGUGGAGGGGAAGGAUCGCGGGGAGGGGGUGAUUGGGGUGAAGGCUGAUAAGGAGGAUGGGGAGGAGAAGAGGAAGGAGAUGGAGGAGUUUGAAAAGCAGCAGCGGGAUCGGGUGCUCAAGAAGGCUGUGGGCAUUGAGAUGAAGCUUGCAGAGCUAUACUCCAGUGAUUAUAUCCAGGAUGAGAAGAAGGCGGAGGCGGCGCAAGUUGCGGCUGUGGAGCUGUGUUUGAAGGAGUUGCAUCGACGCCAGAGUCUGGGCCUCCCUGUGGGUGGCGGGUUGGAGGCUGAUAACACUGAGGGGUGGUUGAAUGUCACGGAGAUUGCGACGGCGUUGACGGAUCUGGCGGGUCGGUAUACGGCGCAGGAGAAUUAUGAGCUUUCGAUUCCACUCCAGAUGCGGGCGCUGGACCUGCUCCAUACCGAGGAAGGGGAUGCGCCGACGUGUAAGCAGGUUGUUCUGCUGAAUAGUGUUGCUGGGUGCAUGGCUGGACAGGCGCAGAAGCCCAUUAGGGCUGAGGACCCCAAGAAGGCCAGGGAGCAGCUUUUUGAUGCUGCCCAGCAGUGGGCGCAGAAGGCGAUUGACGUUGCAGCGAAGAUUCAGCCUCCUGUUCGGGAUGAGGAGUGUGAUACUUCUUGCGUGGCGGCAACCUUUAACCUGGGUUGGCUGGCGGAGUUCCAGGGUAAGGCGAAGGAGGCCGAGAGGCUCUACGGAGAAGCCAAGUCGCUGUCACAGGGUCUGGGCUUUGAACAGGGCGUUUCUAUGGCCGAUGCCGCUCUGAAGAGGCUCACGAAGAAAUAG